GGGUCGCUCCAUGUGGGGGCCAGGACACCCGUCGCCCCAUCCCCUUUUGGUUAUGUUUUGAUGUAUUUAUUUUUAAAGCAAUAUUAAUAACAAUGGCCGGUUUUGGUGGUGUUUUGCUUCGCUUUGCAGCGACACCGAGAACCGCGCCCCCCCCCCCCGGCUCUGCGGGGAGGGAGCGGGAGCCCCGCGCUGCCUAGCAACGGGGCCGCGCUACCGGCAACCGGCCCGGCGGCGGCGACGGGACCGGGACCGGGGCCGGGGCCGGGACCGGGGCCGGCCGUGAGGAGAGCGUCCCCUGCGUAGCGAGAUGGCCACGCUGAGUGUAAAGCCGGGGCAGCGGUUCACCGUGCCAGACUGGCACACCAACUCCCACCUCAUCUCUGCCGACGCCGAACGCCAGCGCUCUGCUUCCCACCAAGUCCGGCAGGAAGCGCGAACUCUCCGCAACGAAACCAACAACCAGGCGAAAUGGGAUGAGCACGACAACCGAACCCGCCUGGCUGAGCGUAUCAGGAGCGUGAACAGAUGGAAAGAGACCCUGGACAAAUGCCUCGCAGAUGUAGAUGCGGAAAUCGACGCCUUAGCCAAAGUGAAGGAGGCAGCAGAACGUGCCCUCCAGGCAAAGAACCUGCCUUUAGACGUUGCCGUUGAGUGCCUGACGCUCCGGGAGAGCCGCCGCGCCAUCGAUGUGGUGAGGGACCCUGUGGAGGAGGAGCUGCACAAGGAGGUGAAGUUGAUAGACAAAGCCAAGAGAGAGCUGCAGCAGAAAGCGAGUGAAGCCUUCGAACAGCUCUGCCUCUUACAAGAAGCUCGCCAGCAGCUGAGCAGUGACCACCAGUGCAAGAUGGAAGCGUUGGAAUUGGAUCGUAUGUGCUUAUCCCUCAGCGUAAACUCUCCCAACAUCUCCUUCAAGGUCAACCCAACUCGGGUCCCAAACGGAUCAACUACGGUUGAGGAGUGGGAGCAGAACAGCCAGAGCAACAAGGAGCGUGCUGAGGCAGAAAUGAAAACCUCUGCUGAGCUCCGAGAAGCCACAGUGCUUGCCAUUGCCCAGACAAACAACGAGCUGGAGGCUCAGCGUGUAGCUACAGAGUUUGCCUUGCGCAAGAGGAUUAGAGACCUGGAAAAAGCCUACGAUGAACUGAAAUGGCAGGAGCAGAACACCUUGGAGGAAAUUGCUGAGAUGGAGGAGGAGAUCCGACGCCUGGAGGAAGAGCUUCGGAGGAAGAUGCAGGAUCUGAAAGUGGCGCACACCCGCCUGGAGACCCGCACCUAUCGGCCCCGUGUAGACCUCUGUCGGGAUCAGGUCCAGUACGGGCUAACGGAUGAGGUGCACCAGCUGGAGGGAACAAUCCGUGCGCUCAAACAGAAGCUGGCAGAGUCACAGGAUUCAUUGGAUGCUCUUUACCGACAACUUCACCGCAUCCGGACAGAUCUUGGCUACAAAACAAAUUCCCUGGUAUUGGACAACAAGUGCAUGGACACCCGGAAGAAGCUCCUGGUCCCCUCUGAGAGGUUUCUGCCCGAGGCCGAGACUUUCCCCCGGGCCACAACCCGUGUGCUCUCCGCGAGGACGAACGGGCAGCAGGAGCUGGUGAAAGAGAGAGCUGCUGACUCCGUUCCGUAGCGAGGGAGGCGGACAUCUGUGUCGUGUUAGGAGAAUGGAAUUCUGCUCCCUCCUCCUAGUUUAUUAUAUAACUGUCUGUGCCCCCCAUCCCUGUAUGAUGCUCCCGGGAGCGUUACAAACAAUAAAAAGAGUCUGUCCCCAAGACGACUUGCCAUCUGAC
Molecule: messenger RNA, 1787 nt
Organism: Strigops habroptila (Kakapo)
Lineage: Eukaryota; Metazoa; Chordata; Aves; Psittaciformes; Psittacidae
Gene: TEKT2
Product: tektin 2
Exons: 10
Coding region: 308-1627 (439 amino acids)
Biological process (GO): cilium assembly; cilium movement involved in cell motility
Cellular component (GO): nucleus; microtubule cytoskeleton
Source: RefSeq, a predicted model, not a curated record